AGUAAUCAAAAUAGCCCUGGUAACCAUGAAGCUUAAGCUAUUUUUUGGCAGUUAACCAAUGAACAUAGUAGCCCUAGCAAAAAGGGAAAAAGUCAAACCUGACACCACCGAAAAAAUGGCUCAGUCUUACGGCAGCUAUCGCACGAGAAACGAGAAAAAAAUUCUGUGAAAGAAAAAUUCAAAGAAAAUUUUUGGCGUUUAAGCUAAUCAUGGAGUUGCCAUCCAUGGUGGAACGUUCAGGAGAUCAAUUGGUGGUGCGCAGUUUGGUAAAUGGUGCGCCGCUGUAUCAGUCAUCCACGGAAAAUGCAGUGGGGAUGGAUCUCAAAAUGAUUCAUGAUAUACAGCCUUUAAUGGCUGCGGAUGCCCUAGAACGCCAACUGGAACAAUACAGGAUGAAUACUUAUUCCCUACCGUUACCUGGUUCUGCUCCCUUGGGAAAUACUGCUCCUGUAGACUUCACCAAGGAAAAUGUAGAAAACGGACUGUCAGAAAAUAUACCUUCCCUUAAUGAGGAGGAGCUUCCUCAGUGCAAAAUACGGCGCAACUAUAGCUGCAACCAGUGUGCAUUCUUCACCCAAAAUCCCCGUAGUCAUCUCUCCCAUCUUCGCGACGUCCAUGGCGAGCGGAUUGUGAUUAAUGAGUGCAAGCUGUGUCUCUACGCCUCGCGGCAUUUCCAAAAGCUUGUGCGGCACAUGAAAAUGGUACAUGGCUGCUCCGAUGAUGGUGGCGCAAUGCCUGGAUCCAGUGUCCAGAUGCGAGGCAAGCGUAACCUUUCCAGAGAAGUUCGCAAGCGCCGACUAGAGGAAAGCAUCGAAGUGCAGGCUACGGCUGGUCCAAACAUUAAUCCUACCCUGCUGCGGAUGUUACAGAAUGGGCCGCCAUUGGACCAGCUGAAGAACGAACUGCAGCAGCAGGAGCAGCAGCUGCUGGCCAGUGUCCACGCCUACAACAGACAGCAAGAGAUGCUACAACUCCAACAGAUCGUAGAUAGCCACGACAACAUCUUCUCCAUGGCCUAUGAGUUCCAAACCAAGUUGAUGCCGGCGAAACAGACAGUAGCCCAGAAAUUGGAACAGAAUAACAGCAGCUCCGAUUCCGAGGAGCCAUCAAAAAGUCCCUCGCCGGAUACCUUGGAAUUGCCGCCAGGAGUGCAGCAGUUCCAGUGCCAGAAGUGCUCGUAUAGUACCCCCAUUCGGGCCAGAUUCAAAAAGCACGUUAAGUACCACUCAAUGCCGCUGAUUAAGUGCAGCUCCUGUGAUUUCCACACACCCUACAAGUGGAAUCUGGACCGCCACACCAAGAACCAUGGUGCCCAUGGACAUUUCAAAUGCUCAGCCUGUGACUUUAGCACUGAUAUCAAGCAGUCCCUAACUAUACAUGAGUUGAACCAUCAUGUGCCCACUAUAGGUCUCCAAAUGAGCACUAAACGCCGAGAUGAGGCAGCCGAUCAGAUGGAUCAACAGGCAAGUGGGUCCAGGAAGCCAGAUGCGAACAAAGUCUCUCCUCCCAUUGCAGCACCGGACUCUACGCUGACGGAGCUUCCAGGGAUCGUUUGCUCCCACUGCCAAAAGCGGAUGGGUAAUGCCAUAGAGUUGAUCAAUCAUCUCCAAGUUUGUGCCCCGGCUUUGCGCAACACGACUCAAUUGCAGGCAGUUCUAAACGGGGAGGAGGAUCUUCAGGAGGAUGACUUGCCCAGUGCUCCUACUGAUCUUAGUUAUUGCGGUGUGGAAACAGCUCCUGGCUAUGGGGAGGUCACUGAGGUUUUGCCCGAUGAAACCGAUGAUUUAGCGCCGUUAAAAAAGGUUUUUAAGUGCCCCCAUUGCACAUUUUGGGCAGCCACUGCCUCGCGCUUCCAUGUCCACAUCGUGGGCCAUCUGAACAGAAAGCCCUUUGAAUGCUCUCUGUGCGCAUAUCGUUCCAACUGGCGCUGGGAUAUCACCAAACACAUCCGCUUGAAGGCUAUCCGAGAUAGGUCCCAUAAUCAGGCCCAGGUGCUAAUGAACGAUGAAACUGGGAGGCGCAAUUAUGCGAAAUACAAUCAGUAUCUAACUUUGAUGAAGGUGUCUGCGGAUCAGGUAGCUGAUACCAAAAGCAUGCGUACUGGUGAAAUGAUUGCGAUGCCACCACAGAAGCUGGCGGAGCACCAUUCCAUAGACGCAGAGGAGAAAGUUACAGCCGAUCUAGUGCCCAUUGAAAUGUUAGAUAGUGCUUCUUCGUCCUCGGCUUUAGAUUUAAGCAAGCCCAAGGACGGAUUGGUGGGUAGACGCAGCAUGGACAAAGAAGCAUAUAUUAAUCUUAGUGAUUCCCACAAGGAAAACCCGUCUCAAGCAGCCAAUGGCACUCAUUGGCUCAGAAAUUCAAAAAAAUGUAUUACCUUGGAUUCUCAAGUAAUGUCUAAGGAGUCGCCUCUGGAUUUGACGAAGCCGGAUGAUGAUCAUUCAGAGGAAACGACAAGCGGUGACGAAUCUCCAGAGUCUACGGAAAGCGAUUAGGG
Drosophila eugracilis is the source of this 2494-nucleotide messenger RNA. RefSeq lists its product as uncharacterized. Lineage: Eukaryota; Metazoa; Arthropoda; Insecta; Diptera; Drosophilidae. The record is from RefSeq and is a predicted model, not a curated record. Gene Ontology annotation, biological process: regulation of gene expression. Gene Ontology annotation, cellular component: nucleus.